AUGGCCUUUUCCAACUGGCUCUUUAAACUUCGACCUGCGUGUGUGAGCAAACGUUCAGCUUCCUCAUCAAGUGAUGACAAGGAGGGAAAGGCAGAACUUUGCGUUUCACAGGGGAAAAUUAGGAUUUUCUCGGUGCGCCCUCAAUGCGGAUGGGGAAGUUGCAGGAAGCAGUUAACUGACAACUGUGCUGAACGGAUAAAGCCCGGUGACGUCGCCCCCACGUGGCUGGCUGGGUAUUUUACACUCACUCCAGGGGAGCCCAGCAGCAGCAAGUCCCUGGCUCCCACUCUGCAGCAGGAAGAUCUGGCCUCUGGAGCCAGGGAUCCAGCCUUUACUGCUUUGUUAACCACUCAAACACAAGUGCAAAGAGAGAUUGUAAAUAAACACAACGAACUGAGGAAAUCGGUCUCUCCACCUGCCAGCAACAUGCUAAAGAUGGAAUGGAGCAGAGAAGCAACUGCAAAUGCCCAAAAGUGGGCAAACAAGUGCACAUUACAACACAGUAACCCAGAAGAACGAAAAACCAGUACAAAAUGUGGUGAAAAUCUCUAUAUGUCAAGUGACCCCACUGCCUGGUCAGAUGCGAUCCAAAGCUGGUAUCAUGAGGGCCACAACUUCAUCUAUGGUGUAGGACCAGAGAGCCCUUCUGCAGUCGUUGGACAUUAUACCCAGCCACUUCCUGCAGGACGACUCACUGCACCCACAGGAGUCAACAGUGUGGAUUCAGUGCUCGGUGCCUUAGGGCUGUUCCUGCAGCUAGUGGCCCUGCCAGACGUCCUUACCAUCGGAUCAAGAUGUGUAUCUCCCUUUGGACACAGGAACAUCUUAUCUUUCCUGUUUCUGCUUAUCUCAGAGACAAUGCUAUUGGUGGGCAUAUGCCUCGUGGUAUUGCUGCAACAAGCUGCAGGAAUGUCAGAUGGCACAGUUUUAUCUUUAUCGACACAUCAUCCAUCUGUCCAAAAGGAGAUUGUUAAUAAGCACAAUGCGCUUAGAAGGAUGGUAAAUCCCACUGCUUCCAACAUGCUUAAAAUGAGCUGGAAUGGUGAAGCUGCAAAGAACGCUGAAAAGUGGGCCAAAAAGUGUACGUUGUCUCACAGUCCCCCCAGUGAGCGGAAAAUUAGCUUUACUGGCUGUGGGGAGAAUUUAUUCAUGUCAAGUAAUCCGACAUCAUGGACAGAUGCAAUCCAAUAUCUUUACAAUGAAGUUAAAAAUUUUACCUAUGGAUUUGGAAGGACUCGAGCAGAUGCUGUAGUAGGCCAUUACACCCAGAUUGUUUGGGCCACUAGCCACCAGCUUGGCUGUGCAUUUGCCUACUGUCCUGAAAAGAAGUUACGGUAUUACUAUGUUUGCCAAUACUGCCCUAUGGGGAAUUUUGUGGAAUUCAUGAAGACCCCAUAUAAAAGAGGAAAACCAUGUGGAGCCUGCCCUAAUCAUUGUGAUAAUGGGCUUUGCACCAAUCCCUGCAUGCAUGUGAAUAAGUAUGGGAAUUGUGAUGAUUUGGUCCAAAUACAGGGGUGUAAUACAAAAGCCAUGAAAGAAAACUGCCCAGCUACCUGCAAAUGCCCUUCAGAAAUAAGAUUAAAACCUCUUCAUAGUGACGUUUGUCCUCAAAAGUAAAGUAACUGCAUUUAAAAACAAAGUCACUGAAAAAAUUGUACUGCUUUCAUGUAAAAACUCAGACAAGUUUUGAAUAUCUUCUGUUGAAUAUAUCUUGUUUCAUCAAUUAAAUAUGAUAACAUCUGAAUAAAGAAAAACAGGUAAUAAAUUGAACUUAACCAGACAUUAAAUUCAAUAACUCUGAACUAUAAAUAAAAAUGUAAUACAAAAUCUAAUAAAUUCUUAGUCAUCAUAA
This is a messenger RNA of Manis javanica (Malayan pangolin), 1852 nucleotides long. RefSeq names its product cysteine-rich venom protein. Gene Ontology annotation, cellular component: extracellular region. NCBI's taxonomy places the organism in Eukaryota, Metazoa, Chordata, Mammalia, Pholidota, Manidae. The record is from RefSeq and is a predicted model, not a curated record.